This is a messenger RNA of Anopheles nili, 1057 nucleotides long. RefSeq names its product protein FAM151B. The record is from RefSeq and is a predicted model, not a curated record. NCBI's taxonomy places the organism in Eukaryota, Metazoa, Arthropoda, Insecta, Diptera, Culicidae. The transcript is spliced from 4 exons. Bases 122 to 1057 code for a protein of 311 amino acids.
GUAAAAUCCAAACCAUAAAAUAAGAAUAGCUGUAGUAGCCAUAAAAAGACGGCCCUCAUAGACAAAACCAGAUUCAUUGGGAUUAUUUGAUAGCAUACUUUCGGGAGGCAGAGUGUUAAGAAUGUUGUCUUUCUUGGUAAUAUGUUUAUUCUGGGUGUUAUCCUCACUAAGUAACAGUAGUGUCGUAGAUGGUAAAGCAAAUCUGACAAAAAUAACUUGGGCCCAUGCUGUAAAUGAUGCUGAAUUUCUAUCUAGAGUACUCGAAAGUGACAUUGAGUUUAUCGAAGCCGAUAUCUCUCUUGGAUACCUAAAGGAUGAUACAGCCAAAGAAUAUGAGAUACCUAUUAUGGCGCAUCCACCAGCUACGGUUUCUGAUUUAUCACUCGAAACUUUCUUAAAGCGUAUAAUGCAGUUUAAUCAAGAGGCAAUCAUAAAUUCAUCAAAAGUAAAGGGCGUUAAGCUAGAUUUCAAAUCAAUCGGUGCUUUUGAAGAGUCCAUCGAUAUUAUUCGCAGAACUUACGAUAUGAACGCAUUUGACACUUGGAUCAACGCAGAUAUUCUAGCAGGACCGGUAGAAAACACCGCUACCGUGCCAGUAGAUCCUAUGCGAUUCUUUUCCGCAGUUAAACAGCUCGGUAAAGCAACGCUUUCUAUUGGCUGGACCACUCGUUGGGGAGAAGGUUUUACGGAUGGCUCUUACUUGGGAUCACAAGUAGAUGAAAUGGUCAACGCGAUUCGUGCAAAUGGAAUCGACAAAGCCGGGAAUCCUAUCACUUUCCCCGUUCGAGGCGGAAUUGUAGCCAACAGUGUGAAAAACAUGAUUCGGUUGUAUUGUAGCUUGAAAGACACCAAUAAUGUAACCUUCACGGUAUGGUCAAGUGCAAAUGAUGCUGUAAAUGUAAACAAAUUACGGGACUUCAUAUUUUCCAUGGGACUUGACCGUACCUAUGUCGACGUGCCGGACGAUUUGUAUCAUAAACUUCAUCUGGAACAAAAUGCUUUUAGUGACACGUGCAAAAAAACUCUUGAUGUUAAAUGUUUUGAUCAGUUAGCAUGA